GGUAUCAAUCCAAAAAUAGCCGAAAACCCUCCCAAAAUCUGAAUAAUCCAUCACCAUAUUUAGAUACGCAAGCAGUAAAUAAUCCUCUAAUGUCUAAAUCAACGUGUAUUUUCCUUUUGGAACUGUUGCGCUUUCUGCGUACUGUUGAAUUCUGAAGAGGUUGAGGUUAAGACUGACGAUAUCAACAGCUUUUCAACGUGUGUUUGAACAUCUCCUGCAGCGUUUCACGCCUCCAGCAGGAUGCCGCACGAAAACAAGCGCGUGUAUAUGUCGCCCAAAAGCACCGGCACGAUUCCAAAAGUGAAACAACGUAAUAACAACAACGCAAGCGGCGGUGGCGAACGCCGCAGCAACCUGGUUUCCAACAACCUUGGGAAUGAAUUUGAAGCACCAGAAGUGAACACAAACAGAGGGAAUAGGAAUCAGAACAGAAAUUUACACUUUUUUCACAUGAUGGACCUAAACCAGGAGAAUGGAGUGCAAAAUGGAAUAUUUUCUUCCAAUGGAACACUCACCUCCAAUGAAAGCAACACAAUAUCAAGAAGAAACUCAUCUGGGCUGAGUAAGUGUGAUAAUGUCGCAAAAUAUCCAGACAAGAAACAAAUUGAGAGCAAACUCAGCCAAAUACAAGAAUAUCUUCAAGUUGCCACUUCAAUGAAAGCCAAUAUGAAGAAAACUGAUGAACAGAUUCAAAGCAUUUCAAUUCAAUCACCAAAUAUGAGUGAUGAGGAGCCAAUGGAUGAUGAGCAGUUAGAUGCAAUUAUCAAAGACCUCACUGACAGUGCAGAUAAAUUACAAACAAUUUUAGAUGAGAUUGAUGGAAAGAAACCGAAUCAGUUUUCAGAUGGAUCGGAACAUUUAGACCCUGAAGUAGUCCGUCAAAACAAGAACGAGCUUGAGCGUAAAGUAGACGUAGCAACACGAGAUUUACAAAUUCUUAAAGAACAAGAAAAUUAUUUAUUGCAGUUGCAAUUGAAUGCUGAGAAUAAAUUACGCGAGGCACGAAGCGCACAAGCCAAACUUGCGAAAACGUCGCAGAGUACGCCUUCGCAAGUCCGCAAUACAAACACCAACUCCGAAUCGGAAUGGUGUAAUGAUUCUGAUACUUUAUCAAUGUCCGGAGCUUCCAGCGGAAGAAACAUUGACCUGCGCGAGUUGGAGGAACGAAUUAAAUCUUUUAACGUUGACGAAACGAAAGUUUGCUUCCCGGAACAAUUCCAAGGACAAAUUGAUCACUUGCAGAAUCAUAUUCAGCAGAUGCGCGAAAGUAACGACAAUCGGUCACAAUUAAUUCAAAUACUGGACUCGCGUGAUGCGCAACUUCAAGCACAACAUAAUUCUCUUCAGGGAAAACUUCAAGAGUUGCAGAAUAAAAAACAUCAAGUUGAUCAGCUUGUGGUUCAACUACAAACGAUGAAUGAGGAGUCCGAGGAGGACGAAAUGGGUUGUCAUGUUAAAAAGAUUGUUAACAUGAAGGAACAAUUGACGAAAUUGAAAGACAUGUUGAAUUUAGUUCAAAACACUGAGAAUUCAAUUGAAGGACAAGCAAUUGAAGACGGGAUUAAUUCAGAGAUUGAAGAGAAUGUUAAUCGGUUGAUUGCGAAAACCGAUAAUUUAAUGCAGCAGAAUCGCAUCCCGCACGUGGAGAACGUUGAGAAUAGUUCAAACGAACGUCACGUGAAAGAAAAACAAGUGAAUAAGAAGUCUAUGAAUGCUAACGAGAAAGAACGGAUGAAAUUACAAGCGGAAAUGCGAGCAAAGCGUAAAGAAUUAGAAGAGUUAAUGUGUAAACACAAAGCGGUGAAUUCGAAUCUCAAUCAUGACAAUCACAGCGAGAAAAAUUCCGAAAUGGGAGCGUGUGGUAAUAGUAACACUAAUAGCAACUUUGAAAAUGCUGGAAAUGCCUGGUAUCCGAUGGAUUCGAAUAUUUUUAACACCAGAGGAGAACAACAUUCAAGCGAAAGUGACGAUUGUCAGGAGGAAGAUCCGGAGUUUUCGGAGAUGCACUCGUCUAGUGAGUUAAACACAGCCGGUGUUCAACCAAUGCCUGUUUUUUCGUAUCCGACGGCGCAUUACAUCCGCAAACGGUCACAAGAACCGGCAAGUCCUCGCGUUGAAAUGCCACAUGAUCAAAUAUCGUCCAGAAGUCCAGCUAGGAGUGUACGCAGCGCAACUCCUGCUUUCCCAGCACGUAAUCACGAAAACGCUUCUAGAAGUCAGAUACAGAAACAAUUGGAAUUGAUCAAAACCGUCUGCGAUUCGAUGCUUGAUUCGAAUAAUGACGAAUCGGAACAGACAGCGCCAGUUCGCGUCCGGAAUAAUCUCACUCCUUCUCCAAUUUAUUCCGAACCUAGACAUUUUUCGCCACGCUCGAAUCUUCCUACUGCUAGUUCAACAAACGCUUUGAAUGUUGUAAAUUGUCCCGAACCGCAGAUUAAUAUGCAAAUGCCGCCGAAUCUCUCGCCAAACGAUACCACAGCUUAUAAUAACUGGCUGACGACGAAUUCUCUACAAACUCAAGCUUUUAUACUCAAUACUUUGAAUCAAUGCUGUCAGAUGUUGUGGCAUCAACAAAAGGAACUGUCUACGUUAAGAAACACAGUUAAUGUUAUGCAAGAUCGUUUUGGAAAUGUUUAUCACGAUGAUAAUACUCAUACACCAUUAUGUAUGCAGUCAAAUCCAUGUUUAUAUCAACCAAACAUCCCAAAUAACUACAAUUAUCGCCAUCCGAUGGUCCCGAAGGCGAAUCAAAUGACUCAACAGCAACACCAAGCGAAUCUCAGUUCUGGAUCGAUGCCGAAUCUGAAUGGCUGCGCGCAUUCAUCCGCUAGUAACGCUACUAACAUGGAGCAUGCCGCUUUCUGCAAUAACAUGAUGGCGAACGCGACUAACAGCGCCACCGCACCGGUAGUACACCAUCAGAACCAUGAUCAUCCGUUGAAUGUCCCCGCGCCCAUUUGGAAUGGACAGGCGUUGAACAAUCAAGUCGCACCUGGUAAUCGAGCGAAUAAUUACUGGGAUAACUUUCGCAGUUAUUCGCGUCAAAACUUGUUCUCAACGAAAAGUAAUGAUGGAACGCAUGGGAUACAAAACUUGUUCAAUGAAAGAUCGAAUCAAACGUCGGAAAGACGGGUUAAUCAAGACGUAGUGUCAUCAACUUCUUCAGUUGGCAUAAGUUCUCUAUUAGCGAAGUCAAAUAGUAUUCAUAAUGAAACUUCUGUGUCUGUAUCUGCUUCUGCAUCGGUGGAGAAUUCACCACGGCGUAUUUCCGUGCCGAAACGGCGUGUGAGAACUGGGAAUUCGCCGGAACGUCGGCGACAAGAUAAACCAGUGAAUAAUGAAGAUAGUUUUUCAUUACCGCCAUUAUCACGCAUUGAUUCACAGUUUUCGAUUCAUACGAUUCCGGAUUCCUGCGAGGCGGCUGUUAAUAGAAGUACAAUUGCGAGCAAUGCGCAGAAAACUAAACUUAUUGAAGAUUUGCGUGAGAAUGUAUACAAAGAAGUCGCUUCUUUAAUCUCUGCCAACGAAGAGCGGCCGCAUUUUUUAAUACAACUCUUUCAAGAUCUACAAUUGGUUAGUUCUGAUCCUCUGAGAAGGAAUGUCUUACAAAGUGUGCAAGAAUUAAUCACAAGUUCAUUAACUAAUGCGUCCAGGCAGCAACAGAAUGAAGUUGAACCAGCGCGUCCGAUAGAAAAAUAUUCCAUCGCUGAAGAAUCAAGUGCAGAGUAUGAAUUGUUGACAAUGCAGCAUGAUGCAUCGGCUACUACAAGUGAUGGUAAUAUGAGCGAUAUUGUUGCGGACGCGCAGAGUGACAUGCAGAGAGCUACGUUGAUGUGGCCGAUGAUUUCGAAACAUCAAGAUGCACAGGAACAGUUUCAUGAGCCACCAAUGGCGUCUUUUCUUAAUAUGCGCCAUGAGGAUGAUGCGUAUAUGAUGCCUUUUGGUAAUGGUGAGGAAGAAAUGCCCAGGUUGCAGAUUUUGGUGCAGAAUGGUGACUUGGCCGAGGCUGAUCAGAGUUGUGCGGCGGAAGAAGACGAUGAAGGAGCUGUUGGUGGCUUGUUGAAUAUUUUAGAGAGAAGUUCCAGUAGUAAUACAGGACAGAUACAUUUGGUGGAAGAAGAACUUAAUUUGGAGACAGAGGAUGAGAGCGAACAGGGUUUAGACCAAGUGCCAACCAGACUCAGCAAUCCACCUUCGAUUGGUUGCUCGCCGAAGUCGCAAUAAGCGUGAAAUUAACAGUUGCAUUUUGUACAUAGAUCAUAAUUUAUUUAUUUUGCGUUUUGUUAUCAUCAAUUCAAAAAUCCAAUAAUUAACGUUAGAAUUUAGAAAUUAAUAUGAAACAUGUUGAUAAAUAUGUACUAGUGAGCUCAGAAAAUUUAUCAAAACUAUAAAAAAUGUCUAACUGAAAGAAAUUAUAUGGAAAAGCGUAAUUAAAAUAUAACUACAAGACAGAUAA
This is a messenger RNA of Dalotia coriaria, 4456 nucleotides long. RefSeq names its product combover (gene cmb). The record is from RefSeq and is a predicted model, not a curated record. The transcript is spliced from 10 exons. NCBI's taxonomy places the organism in Eukaryota, Metazoa, Arthropoda, Insecta, Coleoptera, Staphylinidae. The coding region runs from base 241 to 4224 and encodes 1327 amino acids. Gene Ontology annotation, cellular component: centrosome; ciliary basal body; centriole. Gene Ontology annotation, biological process: intraciliary transport involved in cilium assembly; cilium assembly; microtubule anchoring at centrosome.